CUUUCUUUAACUAUUUUAAGGAUUUAGCGGAUCGUCAAAACACGGAAAGCAGACGAACGCAGCAAUAAAGUUAAUUCCGUUUUCACGUGGUCCUGGCAUAAUGGCAGAAAUACUUUUAAGUGAAGCUGAAAAAGCAUUUAUUCAUCAUGGGGUACAGGAUGACUUACGAUGUGAUGGCAGGACAAGAUUAGAUUAUCGUCCCAUAAUCCUUGAGACUGGUUUGGUUUCUAAUGCCAGUGGCUCAUCAAGGCUUAGACUUGCCAACUCAGAUGUUCUUGUGGGGGUCAAAGUAGAAUUAGCUUCACCUUUACCUGAAAAACCUUUGGAAGGAAGGCUGGAAUUCUUUGUGGACUGUUCAGCAAAUGCAACUCCUGAGUUUGAGGGAAGAGGUGGUGAAGACUUGGCAAAUGAAAUUUGCAGAUUUUUGCAGAUGUCUUACAUGUCAGGAGAUACAAUAAAUUUAGCAGAACUCUCUGUUUUGGCUGGCCAACAGUGUUGGGUCUUAUAUGUUGACAUAUUGAUUCUUGAAUGCGGUGGAAACCUGUAUGACACAGUGUCAUUGGCCGUAAAAUCUGCUCUUUACACGACGCAAAUUCCGUCCAUUAAAGUAGCAACCAUGGAUGGAGAUCAACCUGAAUUAGAACUGUCCGAAGAUCCUUACGAUACUAAGAGAUUAAACACGCAGAACGUGCCAUGUCUUGUAACGCUGAUGAAAAUUGGAAACCAUUACCUUGUUGAUCCGACACCCGAAGAAGAAUGCUGCAGUUCUUCGGGGGUUGUCGUUGCAGUAUCUGGUACCAAGAAGAUCACGGCCGUUAGGAAAAUCGGCUCUGGAAGCUUACAUCCAGAAAGCCUAGUGUCAAUGCUUAAAACAGCCAGCGAAGUGGGUGCGGUUGUUAACAAGAUUCUUAUGAAGACGCUAUUGGAAGAAGAAAGGGCGGGGAAAACCCAAAAAGUGGGUUUCAUGCGGUGAACUUCACCUACUGUAAGAAGUUUGUAUGAUUGAAAUCUGUUCAACAAUAUUUUUGAAAUUACAAGUUUCACGUUAAAUUUC
Daphnia carinata is the source of this 1054-nucleotide messenger RNA. Its product is annotated as exosome complex component RRP42-like. The transcript is spliced from 7 exons. Lineage: Eukaryota; Metazoa; Arthropoda; Branchiopoda; Diplostraca; Daphniidae. The record is from RefSeq and is a predicted model, not a curated record. Bases 101 to 973 code for a protein of 290 amino acids. Gene Ontology annotation, biological process: exonucleolytic trimming to generate mature 3'-end of 5.8S rRNA from tricistronic rRNA transcript (SSU-rRNA, 5.8S rRNA, LSU-rRNA); U1 snRNA 3'-end processing; nuclear polyadenylation-dependent mRNA catabolic process. Gene Ontology annotation, cellular component: nuclear exosome (RNase complex); cytoplasmic exosome (RNase complex).